Molecule: messenger RNA, 4885 nt
Organism: Plectropomus leopardus (leopard coralgrouper)
Lineage: Eukaryota; Metazoa; Chordata; Actinopteri; Perciformes; Serranidae
Gene: c1qtnf6a
Product: C1q and TNF related 6a
Molecular function (GO): protein binding
Source: RefSeq, a predicted model, not a curated record
UCCUAUCUAGAUCCAGUGUUUGGUUUGUCCAUUCAGGGCUACUGUAGACAUAUGGCGGUGCAACACAGCGAUCUCUAUAGACGUGGACCUGUUUUCUACGUAGAAAUAAACACCUCAUUUGAAGAUAAAAACACAGCAAUUCUUAUUUAAAGGCCAUUAUACAAUAAAGAAAACAUUAAUUUUCUGUCAGUAUACCCCCCUAAAUCCUACACGCUGACCCUUUAAUGUGUGAAUUACUUUCAUUUUGCAGCCGGUUUUAUAUGCGGCUUAUAAAUUUAGCCCUGCAAACUACUGUCAACUUAAUUUCCUGCUUAUGUGUGUUUUCCCACCUUUAAGAUCGUCUGCCCGCAGUCACCUGUGCCUCGUUCACACUCUCCCUCCCUCCUCCUGUGCUCUGCUUUCUCCUGUGUUCCCUGUUUUCUAACGUUCGUGCUCUUUUUAAUUGCUUUCUGGCUGUUUAUGGACUCCCUGUUCUCACUUUAUUUUCAUUAUUAAACCUUUAAACUCAUUUUGGUGCCAGAUUAUCCGGUUCAUCUGUGUUUGUCCUUUUCCUGCUACAUCUCCCACCUGGUCACCAGCCAAAGCAAGUGUCAACAAAAAUAUGCACAGCGAUGUUGGGUGUCCUCGUCCUUCUGUCCCUCGUCUCCCUGGUGGCCUCGGUGCCUCCUCCGAGUGCUCCUCCGGUCCCCUGCAGGCGGUGCUGUGAUCCUCUGGAGCCAGCAGAGGGCAGCGGAGCCCAGCCUCCCACUGGAGGGUUCAGCCACGUGCCAGAGAUCCGGACCUACAUCAACAUGACGAUCCUCAAAGGUGACAAAGGAGAUCGUGGCGACAGAGGAACUCCAGGUAAAGCUGGACCAGAGGGCCCUUCAGGCUCCAGAGGCCCCAUGGGCUCUAAGGGCUCUAAGGGCCAGGCGGGUCUCCCAGGUGACCCCUGCAAGGUCCAAUACUCCGCCUUCUCUGUCGGCCGCCGCAAAUCCCUCCACAGCCUGGAGUCCUACCAGGGACUCGUGUUUGACACGGUCUUCGUCAACCUCGACGACCACUUCGACAUGUUCAGUGGGAAAUUCCUCUGCCACGUCCCGGGGAUCUACUUCUUCAACAUCAACAUCCACACGUGGAACUUCAAAGAGACAUAUCUGCACAUCAUGCACAACAACACUGAGCAGGCCAUCGUGUACGCCCAGCCCAGCGACCGCUCCAUCAUGCAGAGUCAGAGCGUGAUGCUGGAGCUGGAGCUGAAGGACGAGGUGUGGGUGCGCCUGUACAAGAGGGAGAGGGAGAACGCAAUUUACAGCGACGACGUAGAUGUCUAUAUCACUUUCAAUGGAUACCUCAUCAAAGGUAGCGCAGAGGGGAAGUGAAAAAGAAAGGAAAGGCAAAGCCGAGGAUGAGACUGCUGAGCUCAGCUGGAUGGGAAGCAAACAAAUUGAACUGAUGUGGCAGCAGAACGCAAUUCACUGUAAAGAAAAAAAAAGCUCUUUCUUCUCCUAGUAUACUUAGAUCGAAAGAGACUCAGUGGUGCUAAAAUCAACAGUUGUCACACAAUCAGCAGUACCUCUUUGAGAAAAUGUGUUCUCAGCUUAAUAAAAAACAAAGAAAAAUCUAGAGAGUAAAGACAGCAGAUUAAUUAACACAAGUCACAAGAACAUGCAUGAUUCCAUUAAAGGAAUAAUUCAACUUUUUUGCGAAAUAUGCUGAUUGGUUUUCUUGUCAAGAGUUAGAUGAGGAGAUUGAGAUUACUCUGACUUCUGUGGGGUAAAUUUGUAGCUGUAACCAGCAAUUUUGGUUAAUAUUAAGCAUUGAAAUGGCAAACCAGUGGCAAUCCAGGACUCUGGGGGCCCCAGUCAAAGAAGGCCAUGGUGGUUACUGAAAAUCAUAACUUAUGUAUGACAUUUACAAGAAGCUAGCUUGCCUUCCUAACUAGCAGUAUCAGGGUAUCAUAUGGUAUCUAGGAGGGUUUUGGAGGCACUGGUGGUGCACAAGUGUAGUUUCUUUAUGGUUGGUGUAAGGGGGUUUAUAGUUGUCAUUGCAAAAUGUGCCAAUAUGAGUGGUCAUCGGGGACCCCUUUUCCUAAUUUUCUGAGUGGAAACGUGUCUGGUUUUUCUCUCCUGACAGUGCGCCCCUGGUCAAAACAACUCGUCUGCGUCUUCCCAAAGGUAAAAAGAAUCUCCCUACCAACACCUCUGUAUCUCAGGAAUUAUUUAGUUACAUCUCGCCUGCUAAAUUCAUAUAAAACUGAAAUUCAAAGUCAACAUUUUGUCGUUUGACGAGGGGAUAUGUGUGGUCCAGGAGCAGAAACAGCUUAAAAUUUUACACUUUAGUUUUGCGCGAAUUAAACAAACAAGUUUGUUCUGUUAUUUAGUUCUAAUUGUUCUCACAAUAACUGAGAUUUAGAGAAGCAGGUUGGUGAUUACGUAGACUCCCCUGUUUCCAGUCUUUAUGCUAAGCUAAAGUCACCGCCUGGUGGCUGUAAGUUCGUAUUCAGUGUUUCAACAUUAGAGUUGUAUCAUUUUUCUCAUCUAACUCUCAACAAAAAAAACCCAAAAAACAAUAAAUGUGUUUCCCAAGAUGCAACGCAUGAACUGCUAAUGCUCUUUUGUCAGUCUUUAAAGGUCCAGUAUGCAGGAUUUAGUGCCAUCUAGUGGUGAGGCUGCAGAUUGCAACCAACUGAACAUCUUCUGUGUGCCAAGGGUGAAGCAGAAUUUCACACAAAAAUAUGAAUGGCCCUAUCAAGAGCGAGUUUAUGAUUUGUCCAUUCUGGGCUACUGUAGAAACAACAUGGCAGACAUGGCGGUGGAUGAGGAAUCGCUCAAUAAAUCAAUAUAAGGUAACAAAAACGCCAUGAUUCUUAGUCGCUGGGGAUUAUAAAUUUAAGAAAACAUAGUUAAUUCAGUCUUAUAUCCUUCUAAAUCUUACAUACUGGACCUCUAAUGUGUAAAACUGGAUGGAUUAAAAAAUUAUAGUAUUUUAGGAGAGAUUAAGCCCACAGAGCAAUUGAUUGAUCAAUGACAAAAAAAUUAAAAAAUUUAAAGAUGUCUGCUAUUAAAUAUUCUCACUCUGUAAUCAAGAAACAAAACAAUGGCUCAUGUAAUGUGUGGUGCUAAAACAUGGUGCUAACUUUGUUGUGUAUGCAUUUGAGUUUGUGAAAUUGCCGGAAGAAAAAUAAGAUUUAAUGUAUUGGAUUAACUUCUGAUAUUUUAUUUACUGAAUUAUGUUUGCUUUAAAGAAUUUGGCUGUGUUUUGACAGCAGUUUGUCACAGUGCACCUGCAGACAGACGCAGAGCACAAAGUGAGACAGCAAGUCGCGGAGGCUGCAGGGCUGCGCUCUUCCUCACCUUCUCUGCUGUGAACGUGUUAUUUCCAUCUGAGCUCACGCCUCCGCCCUCUCUGUCUCUCUCUGUCUCUCUUUCUCUCUCUCUCUCGCUUUCUUUCUAUCUUUUAUCUGAGGCAGUAGGGGCCACAGUGCGCUCUUCACUCACCCUACUUUCAAAGUCAUCUCUCUUCUGGAUAAAUGGAGACAACCUGAGCCUCUGUUUUGGAUUAAUGCUGAACCAACCGGUUUAAAGACAAAAACAAAACAAACCGUCGGACCUUGGCCAAGUUUUAUCUCCCUUUAGACAACUCCCCGCAUCUCAGGUAGGCAAAACAACUCGAAUCAUAUCCCUUGUGUUUACGCAUGUUGGCGAAUAUGUUCAUUUAUAGAGAAAUGUGAUGGUAAAGUGGCCGAACAGGCUUGUAAACGUGCGCCACUUUGAAUGAGAACAAAAUGAGAUGCCGAGAAGUUAUAUUACGCCCAGUUUCACCGCAGCAGUCACUCUGUGCGAGUAAAACACACAUCUGUCCGAGUCUCUCAGACUCUCAGAGGAACUUCAUCAACUUGGACGUUUCUCCUUUAAAAGUUGUUAAGGUGCAAACGCUGAAUAGUGUGUGCGUAAAAUCCUCUCCGAAAAUCAGUUUCGCACCUGCACUCUGUGUAUCUGAAUGUUGUUUAUCUGCAGAUCAUGUGGUUAAUGAACGCUGUGUUCUCUUCACUGACAUGUUUUUGGCUUGCAAAUGAAAGAAUUUAUUAGUUCCGUAACAUAAAACCUGGACUCUUGUCAUCUCCGAGUCAUUAUCUGGCAUCAUCCAAAUGUUUGGGAUUCCUGUAGCAGGUGCAGAAGACAAUGGGAUCCAGUGAGGGAGAACACACAGAUUAUGUGCACUCACACUAUUGCAUUUUGCUUAUUCAUUGUGACUGUAUUGAUCAAAUAUUUUCAAAUGUCACUGUUUAGCUGAAAUAUAUUGUAACAUACAUAAUAGUGAUGUGAUACCUUUUAACAAAAAGAUUAACUUUAAAAUUCUGGACAAGAACAAAUUUCCAUUACACCUUACAAUCAGUGUGUAUUAGAGGUGCAAUUAAUGAUUAUUUUCAUUGCUGGUUAUUUUCCCUGUUAAUCGAUUAGUUGUGUGGUAAAAUGUAACAAAAUGGUGAAAAAUGCUUCCUAAAGUCCUCAAAUGCCUUCUCUUGUCCACCCAAAGAUAUCUAGUUUACUGUCAUAGAGGAGGAAAAAAAACCAGAAAAAAAUCUAAUUUAUCAAACUGGAAUCAGAGAAUUUUGACUCUUUCUGGAAAAAAAAAUACUUAAACUGAUUAAUUGAUGAUCAAAUUCGUUUGUCAAAUAAUGUAAUAGUUGGUGAGUCCAGAGAGCUCAUUCAAAACAAUGAAAAGGUACAUCUCAAGUCUUUAAGUCAAGGAGGACAUUUCACUUAUUUAUUUGGCUCACAUCACUAACAUCAAUGGGUUUUUUUGAAUAACCUAUUUUUUCAGUAUGAUAUUGAAGUAAGCUGCCUCUUUUCUUUAUUUAAAAUGAUGUAUAUUAUAUAAAGUGCAUAUAUCAGCCUUCAAA